Molecule: messenger RNA, 654 nt
Organism: Venturia canescens
Lineage: Eukaryota; Metazoa; Arthropoda; Insecta; Hymenoptera; Ichneumonidae
Gene: Dtd
Product: D-aminoacyl-tRNA deacylase
Exons: 4
Coding region: 141-623 (160 amino acids)
Biological process (GO): tRNA metabolic process
Cellular component (GO): cytoplasm
Molecular function (GO): D-tyrosyl-tRNA(Tyr) deacylase activity
Source: RefSeq, a predicted model, not a curated record
AACCACCAUUAAUUUCUAAAAUCGUCUUUCACAAACACACAAAACUUUUCACUAUAUUAUUCAUAAGAGUGAUUUUAAAAAACAGUAUUGAAUUGUCUUUCCGAGAAUUUUAUUCGAUAAUUCGAUUGAUUCUCGCAAAUAUGAGAGCCGUGAUACAAAGAGUCACCGAGGCAUCUGUUUCAGUCGAUGGAAAAAUCGUCAGCAGCAUUGGCAAUGGUUUAUGCGUAUUAAUAGGAAUCAAAAGAGACGACACGCCAAAAGAUGCUCAAUACAUAGUACGUAAAAUCCUGAACACGAAAAUUUUCGAUGGUGAAAAUGGCAAACGAUGGUCGGCUAGUGUAAUGGACAAAAAAUACGAAAUACUGUGCGUUAGUCAAUUCACGUUGUAUCAUGUAAUGAAAGGAAACAAAUUGGAUUUUCAUCGGUCAAUGCCAGCUCAAGAGGCUGAAUCAUUUUACAAUCAAAUCCUUGCUGAUCUCAAACAAAAAUAUAAUCCAGAAUGUAUAAAAGAUGGCAAAUUCGGGGCAAUGAUGAAAGUCCACAUAGAAAAUGAUGGUCCGGUGACAUUGGAAAUAGAAUCGCCUGCAAAGGCUGAGACCGAUGUGAGCAACGAUGCGAAAUAAUGAGAUACUAAUAAAGAGCUUACAAGACGCA